AUUAUAGCAGACGCCGAUCGAGCAACAGCAGCACACCGCAUCGAGUGUUCCGAGUUGAUAUUUUCUUUUUCUUUUUUUUUUUUGUCCUGUGUUUUGUGUUCAUAUCCGAAAUCGGGAAGAUGGCGAGCGUCAAAUCGACGAAUAACGCUCACGCGGAGAACGAGAAGUUGAUCAAGGAGGAGAUCAUCCCGAACCUGGUGCACGAUCGCUUCUUCUGUCCGCCAGGCUCGCGCGAGUUCGUCGAGCUGCUCUCGGUGAAGGUCGAGCCCUGCGAGAACACCGUCGACAAGUACAAGUGCUGCAUCGUGCUCGAGUUCUCGGGCGAGCCGCGCACCCUCUACUACACCUGCGACACCAAGUUCAGCGACGACUCGGACAGGCAGACGGAGAGGAACAAGUUGCACAGGAUGCUGAUACCGCGCUAUCCGAAGCUCGACAUCUUUCCCAAGUACAUCGUCACCGAGCAGCCGUUCACUCGGGAUCGCGUGCUGGUGGCCGAGGACGCGGAGGAGCUCGGCCUGGUGUGCAUCGCGCAGCGAGCCUGGAACAAGGAGGAGGCCGAGGCCAUCGCCAAGGUACUGGCCAAAUUUCACGCCGAGGGCAUGAGACUGAUCAAGGAGGACCCGGAGCUGUCCUGGUUCGAUCGCGCCUGCUGCAACGACAUGAAGACCGCCGACGGCAUCUCCAGUCGAGACUUCGAGGAAUUCGCGAACGAGGUGCUGAGCGAGAUGAAGAGCACCAACAAACCCGCCGCGGAGAUCGAGGCGUUCGAGCGCUUCAUGAGCGAGAUCCCGGGCUGGAAGCCGUCCGGCAAGCCGGAGCUGCGCACCAUCGUCCAGGGCAGCGUGCUGCGCAAGAAGGUCGCCCUCAAGCAGACGUUCGGCCAGCACGGCAUGAGAUUCGUCGACUGGACGGAGAUCGAGUUGUACGGCUCGUGCGCCCUCGACCUGUCGCUGCUGCUCUUCCAGACGCCCUGCGAGGGCUUCGACGAGGUCCUCGACGCCUACUGCGACACGCUGCGCGCCCAAGCGCCCGAGGUGCCCAUCGAGGAUCUCAAGGACGAGGUGCACACGAUCGGUUUCGUGUACGCGAUGUACAAGAAUUUCCGCGAGAGCAGGACGCCCUCGUUCAGGGUGCUCGAGAAGUUUCUGUCCGAUGAGAAAUUCUGAAAAAAAAACGCGCGAUGGCCCGCGACGUAUAAUUAUAAGCUGAUGAGAAACGAAUUUUCGUUGAAUUAAUGUAUAUGCCAAUGACGAAGCUGUUUUCUCUUGCUAUUAUUUUUGUUUUUUUUUUAGAGAGAAAAUAAUAUUUAUGUAAAUACGUUAUGAAUUUUCACAUUAUUUUUACGAUUGAAUCAAAUAAAUU
Trichogramma pretiosum is the source of this 1365-nucleotide messenger RNA. RefSeq lists its product as uncharacterized. The transcript has 2 exons. The record is from RefSeq and is a predicted model, not a curated record. The coding region runs from base 120 to 1169 and encodes 349 amino acids. Lineage: Eukaryota; Metazoa; Arthropoda; Insecta; Hymenoptera; Trichogrammatidae.